AUGGCGCAAUACGGAGGGGGAGCUGGGUUCCCCCCAGGGGCAGGGUUCGGGGGAAUGGGCGGAUACGGGGGCAUGGGCGGGGGAAUGGGGGGAAUGGGUGGGGGAGGGUAUGGGGCAGCUGCAGGGGGGUAUGGAGGAGGGGGAGCAGCGUUUGGAGCCGGUGGAGGGGGGUAUGGAGCGGUGGGAGGGCAGUAUGGGGUGGGGAGCAGCAACGGGCAAGGGACAACGCUUUCUGAGUUCCUGCCCUCGACACGUCUCAAAUGCCCCCUUUCUCCUCCCUCCCCCCUCUCCCUCCCCCCUCUCCCUCCCCCCUCUCCCUCCCCCCUCUCCCUGCCCCCCUCCCCUCUCUUUCCAAACAGCCCAUCCAAUGACACGCCCUCCUAUGUUUGCCUCUUCCAUGCUCACGCGGGCCAACCCCAAUGCAGCAAGAGCGUCAGGGAAGCCAAUCAACUCACAGGUGGAGCAGCUGUUUCAAAGGGAUGCAGCCACGAUCCACCCGGCGGCUCCUUAAGCCACUCUGUUAACCCUUUUCUUCUUUCAACUCCUCCUUUUUCCCCCGUCCCCUUGUCUCAAGUGCAGGCGGAGCAGCUGUUUCAGAGGGAUGCAGCCAUGAUCAACCCGGCAGCACUGGAAGGAGCGGAGCAGCUGUUCCAAAGGGAUGCAGCCAUGAUCAACCCGGCAGCAUUGGAGGGUGUUAAAGCUGCCCUGGCCAGUAACGUGCCACUGGGCAUGGCCGGGCAGGCUGCCGGGCAGCAAAAGAAAAAGCGGCCGGUGCCGAGAACAGCAGCCGGGCAGAAAUGGGAAGAUCCAACUCUAACUGAAUGGCCCGAGAACGACCACCGGCUGUUCUGUGGCGAUCUGGGGAACGAGGUGAACGAUGACGUUUUGUCCAAGGCGUUUCAGAAGUACGCGUCGUUCAACAAGGCCAAGCACGCUGUGCUGGCCAAGGCGUUUCAGAAGUACGCGUCGUUCAACAAGGCUAAGGUGAGGUGGCAGGGACGGGGUGAUAGGGGUGGUGAGGGACAAGACCAGGGGAAGACCAAGGGGUAUGGGUUUGUGGUGAGGGACAAGACUACAGGCAAGACCAAGGGGUAUGGGUUCGUGAGCUUUGGUGAAGUGAUGGACUGUGCUGCUGCUCUCAAGGAGAUGAACGGGAAGUAUGUGGGCAAUCGGCCAAUCAAAUUGCGCAAGAGCUCGUGGCAGGAGAGGAUCGACACGGAGGCUCUUAAAUCUCGAAACCGGAGCAGCCGGCGAAUCCGCCGCGAUUCCGUCUUCCUACCGGAUUCCGUCCAUCGUGUAUUCUCCUCCAUCCUGACUCCUGAUCCGGACUGCGCUUCCCUCGUCCCUCGCUCCUGUGCCAUGGCGUACACGCGUUCCGAGGUCGUGGAGGAGGAGGAAGCUUCCACAAUAGAGCUACUGGGCGACUCGGUCAUCCCAGUAGUUAAUAAACUGCAGGAUAUCUUCUCCCAGCUCGGAUCAUCCAGCGCGAUCGACUUGCCGCAAGUAGCCGUUGUGGGAAGUCAGAGCAGCGGGAAAUCCAGCGUGCUCGAGUCGCUCGUCGGGAAGGAUUUCCUGCCACGUGGAUCCGACGUGGUUACGCGCCGACCGCUGGUGCUCCAGCUGGUGCAGGUGCCGAAGCGCGCGGACGGCAAGGCGGAGGAAUGGGGGGAGUUUUUGCACCUGCCGGGGAAGAGAUUCACGGAUUUCUCCGCGAUCCGGGACGAAAUUCAGCUGGAGACGGAGAGGGAGGUGGGGAUAAACAAGGGCAUAACGGAGAAGCAGAUUCGGCUCAAGAUCUUCUCGCCGCACGUGCUCACAAUAACCCUCGUGGACCUGCCCGGCAUCACCAAGGUGCCCGUCGGCGACCAGCCCUCCGACAUCGAGGCGCGCGUGCGAUCCAUGAUCCUCGCCUACAUAAAGCACGAGACCUGCAUCAUCCUCGCUGUUACCCCUGCCAAUGCGGACCUGGCGAAUUCGGACGCCUUGCAAGUGGCACGCAUGGCUGAUCCGGACGGGCAUCGAACGAUCGGAGUUAUUACCAAGCUCGACAUCAUGGACCGUGGCACAGAUGCAUGCAACCUGCUGCUAGGGAAUGUCAUUCCGCUGCGCCUGGGCUACGUGGGCGUCAUCAACCGCAGCCAGGAGGACAUUAACGCGAAGAAGAGUGUCAAAGAUGCUCUCACCUACGAAGAGGCCUUUUUCCGAAGCAGACCGGUUUACCAUGGCUUGGCGGAUCGGUGUGGGAUUCCGCAGCUUGCUAAGAAGCUCAACUCGAUUCUAGUGCAGCACAUUCGCCUGCUGCUGCCAGAUCUCAAGGCGCGGAUCAACGCUCAGAUGGUGGCGGUGCACAAGGAGCUUGUGGGGUACGGGGAGGCGGCAGAGCGGGCCACCAUGGGAGUUCUUUUGCUGAACAUUCUCACCAAGUACUCUCAAUCCUUCGUGACGAUAGUGGAUGGCAAGAACCAGGGCAUGUCCACAGCAGAGCUGGCGGGAGGAGCUCGAAUCCACUACAUCUUCCAAAGCAUCUUUGUCAAAUGCAUCGACGAGGUGGACCCCUGUGAGGACCUUUCAGACGAGGACAUUCGCACAGCCAUUCAGAACGCCACGGGAACGAAGAAUGCGCUUUUCGUACCGGACGUGCCCUUUGAGGUGCUGGUGAGGCGGCAGAUAUCGCGUCUGCUGGACCCCUCGCUUCAAUGCGCGCGCUUCGUCUACGACGAGCUAGUCAAGAUCGCUCAUCGCUGUGAGUCGUACCAGCUGGCCCGCUUCCCUGUAUUGAGGCGCAAGGUGGAGGAGACGGUGGGGAGCUUUCUCAGGGAGGGGCUCACUCCUGCUGAGACCAUGAUUCGGCACCUCAUUGACAUGGAGGAAGGGAAGGGCAGUGAGGGAGGAGGGCAGGGAGCAGCAGGGGCUGGCGCUGCUGGUGGUGCACUCACAGCAGUGGCAGCAGGAGGGGGGUCCCCGUCAACUGCUGCAGUGGCGUCAGUGGCAGCAGUGGCAGCAGGAGAGCAGCUUCGUUCUGAGUCCCACGGGAAGGGCAGUGAGGGAGGAGGGCAAGGAGCAGCAGGGGUUGGCGCUGCUGGUGGUGCACUCACAGCAGCGGCAGCAGGAGGGGGGUCCCCGUCAACUGCUGCAGUGGCGUCGGUGGCAGCAGCAGCGAAGCAGAGGGUGAUGCUGAUGAGGAAGGAGGGAGCGGGGCAGGGUCAGGGAGGGCAAGAGCAGCAGCAGCAACAGGGGGGCAAGCAGGCAGCCACUGCAAAUGGCACAGUGGCAGACAAACAAGUCUCUCCCUCCCUUCCUCCCUUCUGCUCGCAGGGUCCUCGUGGGGCGUCUCAUCCAUCUUCGGAGGGCAGGAGAGCAACAGAGGACCCCACCCCGCUGUCACAGACCUCACCCCUCGCCCCUUUGCGUCUGGCAGCAGUGAAUGGUAAUCAACGGGCCUCCUCUCAUCAUCUUCCUCUCGCGCCCUCUCCCUGCCACCUGCUCACAGGGUCCUCGUGGGGCAUUUCGUCCAUCUUCGGCGGGCAGGAGAGGAACCGAGGAGGAUCCGUCUUGUCUGCCACAGCCCUCCCUUCCCCCCUGCCUCGCUUCCCCUUGAUUCUCUUCAUCUUUCAUCCCUCCUUUCCCUCGCAUCACAGGGUCCUCGUCGGGCAUUUCGUCCAUCUUCGGCGUCACAGCACUGUCUGGGGCCAACAAGCUCACUCUCGUGCUUCAUCCUCCCCUCCCUCCCCUCGCAUCUCAGGGUCCUCGUGGGGCAUUUCGUCCAUCUUCGGCGGGCAGGAGAGGAACCGAGGAGGAAACGUCUCGUCUGCCACAGCGCUCACGCCCUUCCCACUCGCUUCGCCUGAACCCAUGUCUGCCCCUGGUGGUUCUGCUCCCAACGAGCCUGCAUCCACAAUCCUUCUCAGAGAGGCACUCUCAGCAGGGGGAGAGGUGCACUUACACACCCCUUUGGACCCUGAUGUGAGAGGCAUGGUGCAUGCCUUGGCGAUUCCUCACAAUGACAUGCCUGAGGGCAUGCGUGUUGGGAAUAGGGAUGCGUCUGGAGGGGUUAAGAGGGGUGCAGAUGGUGCUGUGCUGCGGGGAGGUGUGCAGCAGGCUCUGCCGUCUGGGGGAGGAAUGAGUGAAGGGAGGGGGGAUGGGGAGCAGGAAAUGCACACCCAGUCGAGAAGAGGGGGUCAGGAGCAGGCGCAGGAGCAGCAGCAGGAGCAGAAACAGGAGCAGCAUGCGCAGUUGAGAGGGGAUGGUCAACAGGAGCAGCAGCAGCAGCGUGAGCAGCCGGAGGGGCGAGGAGACGAGUCAGCAGGCGCAUCUGCCCGUGAUGUUGUUUUCCAGGUGCUGGACCCAGCAGCACAGAACGAGCAACAGGAGCAGCAGCAGCAGCAGGAGCGAGAAAGUGGGUUGAAAAGAGGAACGGAGACGAGUGGGGACGCGGCUCGCAGUGACCCUUUCGGUGGUGCUGAUGAUAUUGGCUAUGUGAGGAGGGAAGCAGGUGGAAAUGCGGCUGAGGGGGGCGAAAGGAACAUGGUGGUUGACGAUAGUGUUGCAGCAGAGGCAGGAGCGAGGCUGGAGCUUGGUGGGGGUGAUGAGAAAGAGAGUGAGGCGCAGCCAAUGGGGAGGUUUGUUGAGGACGCUAGUGCUUCAAGUCUUUUUCCCCCCAUCACCUCUACCCCUUUCUGGUCUCUAUCCCCUUGCAAUUGCCUCCCUUUUCCCACCCUCGUUUCUCUUUCUCGUACCCGUCCCCACCCUUCACUCCUCCUGUUCUUUCCAGCGUUAUCUCUCUCCUCCCUCAUGCCUUUUGUUCUCCCUAAAUUGUUAAAACGGCCGCCCUCGAUUUUGCGAGCGAGCGAGCAGCGAUCAGCAGAGGAGGGCGUGGAGAUCGGGGUAACCCGCUUACUCUUAAAGUCAUACUACGACAUUGUGAGGAAGAACAUUCAGGAUGCGGUACCCAAGGCGAUCAUGCACUUCCUGGUUAACCAUGUGAAGAGGGAGCUACACAGCGUGUUCAUCCAACAACUGUACAGGGAGGCGCUGUUCGAGGAGAUGCUGCAGGAGAGGGAGGACAUUGCAUCGAAGCGGCAGCGGUGCAAAGACAUAUAUGCAGUGCUGCAGCAGGCCGCAUGGACGCUGGACGAGCUCCCAAUAGACCCAGACGCCCCCUCUCGCCCCUCUGGACCUUCCCUACUCCUUUCUCCUACGCUAGACGAGCUCCCAUUAGACCCAGACGCCCCCUCUCGCCCCGCCUCCUCUGCUCUCGACGCCACCGGUCUUCCCCCGUCCUCCGGCCUCCUUCCACCUUCUCCUGGCUACCCCUCUCCCGCCCCCUCGUUGCCCUACCGCCCUGCACUCGCCUCUGCUGGUGGUGCUGGUGGUGGCGGUGGUUCUUCAUAUGGCUACGGGCAUGGACGGGGAUUGAGCAGCAGAGAAGGGGGGAUGGCGCCCAUUCCUUAUGGCACUCCAAGCACACAUGAGCAGUCUCACAUGACUGCUGUCAUGAACAGUGUAUGUUUCGCCAUUUUCAAGCAGUCGUGCCAUCCACAGUCACUUCGCACCUUCAGCGCCUACCUUCCGUGA
This is a messenger RNA of Closterium sp. NIES-65, 5574 nucleotides long. The record is from the annotation of a GenBank genome assembly. Lineage: Eukaryota; Viridiplantae; Streptophyta; Zygnematophyceae; Desmidiales; Closteriaceae.